CGCGGUGGGGGGGGGAGGGAAGGAAGGAGCCCGGCCCUGAGGGGAGCGGCGGCGGCGGCACCACCGGUACCGGCACCGGCACCUCACCGGGGCUCCGCACCCGGCCCCGCGCUCCUGCCCGUAGCUGAAGGAAGGAGCGAGGAGGCGGGGGGGGGGGAAAAGCGAACGAGAGUGGUCGCGGGUCCCGCCGCGGGGAGCGGAGCGAGCGCGGGGCGGCGGCGGCGGCGGCGGCGGCGGCGGCGCUGCUCUCUCUCAUCAUGUCGGCGGGCGGGGACUUCGGUAACCCGCUGCGGAAAUUCAAGCUGGUGUUUCUGGGCGAGCAAAGCGUGGGGAAGACUUCCUUGAUCACCAGGUUCAUGUAUGACAGCUUUGACAACACCUACCAGGCAACAAUUGGCAUUGACUUCUUAUCGAAAACCAUGUAUUUGGAGGAUCGAACAGUACGGUUGCAAUUAUGGGACACAGCAGGUCAAGAACGGUUCAGGAGCUUGAUUCCUAGCUACAUUCGUGACUCCACUGUUGCAGUUGUUGUUUAUGAUAUCACAAAUGUAAACUCGUUCCAGCAAACAACAAAAUGGAUUGAUGAUGUCAGAACGGAAAGGGGCAGUGAUGUCAUCAUUAUGCUGGUGGGAAAUAAAACAGAUCUAGCAGAUAAGAGACAAGUGUCCAUUGAGGAAGGAGAAAGAAAAGCCAAAGAGCUGAAUGUAAUGUUCAUUGAAACUAGCGCAAAAGCAGGAUACAACGUAAAACAGCUUUUCCGACGCGUGGCAGCUGCCUUGCCUGGAAUGGAAAGCACACAAGACAAAAGUAGAGAAGACAUGAUUGACAUAAAACUGGAAAAGCCUCAAGAGCAGCCUGUCAGUGAAGGAGGCUGUUCCUGCUAAUACCAUGUGGCUUCUACCUUUCUCCAGAACAUCACUGCUUUCCCUCCCUUUACUCUUCAUUGACUGCAGUGUGAAUAUUGGCUUGAACCUUCCCCUUUCAGUAAUAACGUAUUGCAGUUCAUCAUCGCUGGCUGUCUCGUGGAGAUGAUCUAUUAGCUUCACAAGCACACACACACACCCCCACACAAAGAAAAUGUCAGUGUCUUCAUUAUUUAUAAGAAAAAAAAAAGCCAAAAUAUUUCAGCAUAUUCUAGUUAUAACUUUAAAAAAGAAUAGGUACAAUUUCUUAAUAUUUGUUCCUUUUUUAAUAUGUUAUGAUAUUGCACUUUGAAAUGAUGGAAACCAAGUAAGUUUUGAAUUGGACUUAGAUGAGAAGUACGUGCAGAAGAGUGCUUGCAAAUCUUACCCAUUCGAUAUCUCUUAACAAACUGGACAUGACUAGACAGCAGUCAGAAAUGCAAGCGGGAGGUGGCAUAUGCCGAGGGUCAAAUGCUUAUCCUCACAAUAAUUAAAAAAAAACAACAAAAAAUUGAAACCAAGCUCUUAAUCUUUUGAGCGGAGAUAGUCUGACUGGUUUUCAAACCCCCAAACGUUUUUGGAAACGCAACCUUUAGCGGGGGUUUCGACACCACGAAAGGCUACUGGGUUUUUUAGUUCUUGCAGAGGCAACGUGAACACAUUUCCAAGAAAGCAUACCGAGAAAUGCAGCGUGGCUUUCUGAGCGGGAUGGAUGGCUUCUGGAGGAUUUGGGGGGGGGGAAGGAAAGGGUGGAUGUGCAUUAGCAAAACACUUGCAGGAAGCAGGGAAAUAUGUUUCGAGUGCAAGAUGAGUUUUAAGAGUAUUUUUUUUCCUUUUACGUAGAACAUGGACGAAGUAAGUUAUUACUGCCCGAGAGAUGGGAACGUAACGUUUCAGCUGUUUGGAGGAGAAAGCGUUUUGCUGCUUCUUUUUUUUUCUUAGGGGAAAUAUUAAGUGAAUUCAGGACUGGCACUAAAACCUGCCGAAGCGGAUUGAAACCUUUUAAAUUGGGCAGAAAGAGGAAAGAGCAGCGGGAUUACCCGGCGGAGACGCUGUGUUCACAGGCCAGUUCACGGCUGGGAGAGAGGGGGCGGCGGAAGGGGGAAUCGCACCCGCUUUUCCAUAGCGUGGUCGUAGGUCGGCUGGGGAAGGGGGUGUUUACUUUGCUCGUACAGAAUUCUAGUUGAGAGGUCUUAGAUGGAAAGGAGGGGAGUUCAAUAGGAUGGAAACCAAUUUACAAUUAUGCAGAUUUAUGCCUUUAUUUUUUAGCAUUUUAUUUUUUUCAUGUUCAGUCUUCCAGGUUGGUUUAGUUUGGUUCACUAGAGCUGUAUAGUUUGGUUAAAUAAUGAGUAAUUUAGUUUUCUAUUUAACUAGGCUUACAAUUAACCAUUUUUCUUUGAUAUUUAUUUCUUUGCUUAAUUUUUUUUUACUCUUUUCAGUGAUUAAUUUCUGUUUUGUUUCGCUGAGGAAUCUGUUUAGAGCUUUGCUGAUGUUGCGAGAUGUAGCUACCCGAGAAACACAGAAUCGAACACACUAGAAGUGCACCCUUUUAAUCUUUACUAGUCAUUGUGAAGUUGCUGUGUAAGUUAAUAAACACAAUUGUAAAUACAUUGUUUGCUGGGCGAAUAUGGCUGAGUUACAGUGCAGGAAGGAAUUCUUGAGUCUGUGUUGCGAUUGCUACUUAAUGGAACAAUUGCAAGCAAAUAUUCAGGCUCCUCCUUUGUUCUCUUCUGCCCCUCUACCAUCUAAAAUAACCAACCGGGGAAGAGAAAGGGAAUCGUCCUCACCACCACUUUCACCAGGAAACGGGCAUAAAAGAUUUGGAAUUCGUCAUUCCUGAAACGAAUGCUAGACCCGUGCCCUGCCCUGGGUUUAUAGCAGCUCUGCACAACGAUAACUUAAAGGCAGAAUGAGAUGUAAAGUGCUUUUAUAAUGCAAUAUUAAAGGCGAGUUUUUUUGACGUGGCAUGUCUUGAAAUAAACAUCAAUGAUAUGUGACAAA
Messenger RNA from Phalacrocorax carbo (great cormorant), 2903 nucleotides. The record is from RefSeq and is a predicted model, not a curated record. Lineage: Eukaryota; Metazoa; Chordata; Aves; Suliformes; Phalacrocoracidae.